Molecule: messenger RNA, 1563 nt
Organism: Peromyscus leucopus (white-footed mouse)
Lineage: Eukaryota; Metazoa; Chordata; Mammalia; Rodentia; Cricetidae
Product: putative UDP-GlcNAc:betaGal beta-1,3-N-acetylglucosaminyltransferase LOC100288842
Exons: 1
Coding region: 353-1285 (310 amino acids)
Cellular component (GO): membrane
Molecular function (GO): hexosyltransferase activity
Source: RefSeq, a predicted model, not a curated record
AACACUGGAGAAGAGAGACACAUAUGGCUUGUGACCCGGGAGACUGCAAUCUAGAAGAGAGGUUAUAAUAAUAAACGCUUAUAUAGAAUGUGCUGCUGAGUACUGUGAGAAGCCCCUUCAGGGUUGGUGGGUGGAAUAAACAGGGAUGGAAAUGAAGGCGCCUAACUCUUUGUCUUACUUAGGUGACAUUCUGCAGACUUCGGACUCACCAGUGGUGUUUCAUUCUGUUUAAUGUCGUACUGUUUCAUGCCUUGCUCUUUGGAGCUGACUUUGUGCAGAAUACUUUUUACGGUCUUUGCCUCAUGUCGAUAUCAAAAUUCUUGAAAUUAAGAACAAGGCAAGAAAACUGAACAUGGAAUCUGUAAGAAGCAAUCUUUCCAAGUAUUAUGUUCUGAGCCAGCCGGAGGCAUGUAAUGGGAAAACCAUCUUCCUGCUCUCUCUUAUCUUCAGUAGCCCAGAGAAUGGAACAAGACGGGAGCUCAUCAGGAAAACCUGGGGUAGUGUGACCAGUGUCCAAGGAUAUCCAAUUCUCACACUGUUUGCUCUGGGAAUGCCAGCUCUGUUAACUACCCAGGAAGAAAUAGACAUAGAGUCUCGGAAGAAUAACGAUAUCAUUGAAGGGAUCUUCUUGGACAGUUCUGAAAACCAAACCCUGAAGGUCAUCUCAAUGACUCAGUGGGCUGUGGCCUUCUGUCCUAAUGCCCUGUUCAUCCUCAAAGUUGAUGAAGAAAUGUUUGUCAAUCUACCAGGCUUGGUAGACUAUCUCCUCAGUCUAAAAGAACACUUGGAAGGUAUCUAUGUAGGAAGGGUUAUUCACCAGGAUAUACCUAACAGAAACCCCCACAGCCAAGAAUUUGUUCCUCUUAGUGAGUACCCAGAAAAAUAUUACCCAGACUACUGCAGUGGUGAGGCCUUUAUAAUGUCCCAAGAUGUGGCUCAGAUGGUGUAUGUGGUAUUGAAUGAAGCACCUAUAAUGGUACCUGCUGAUGUAUUUGUAGGGAUCUGUGCUAAGCUGGUUGGCCUUAUACCCAUCCACAGCUCAAGGUUUUCUGGGAAAAGACACAUUGUGUAUAACAGAUGUUGCUACAAGUUCAUCUUUACAUCUUCAGAAGCUACGGAUGCUGAAACAUCCCUGGCAUGGAGAGAAAUGAAUGAUGGGAAAGAGUGUUCAUUGUUUGAGACUUACUAUGGGCUCAUUUCCUGCAAACUUCUGACAUACCUCAACAGCUUUAGACGUUUUCGUGUGGGGACUGUGCAAGGCAGUGCUGUGCACUUUGGUGAAUAGUAGUCACUUGCUUUCCUUUUAAGUCUCUUGUUUUUAAAUUGCUGUUGGCCCAUUAUAGAAAGCAACUCUAUGUCCCCAAGUCAUGGAGCAAUCUGAAUCAUUAUUCAUACCUAGCAAAACCACAAAAUGUUCUUAGUGCUCUGAUGUACCCAAUCUUGACACCUUGUUUUUGAUGUUUUAAGACAUUUAGAUUAGUAUGGUGUGAUUCUUUUCAAAAUAAAAUCUUUCAGAAAAGAGAGAACAUUAGCCAGGUGGUGGUGGCACACACCUUUAAUCCC